CCUAUGGUCACACAUCGCUGAAUUCCUAGUACCAGCAGCGUACAGAAAUUGCUUUCCUUUGCAUUAUUGAUUUGAUCGUUUUGAUCCAAAUGAUUUGGUCCAUGGUAGAGUUGUUUCUUUGGAAAUGAUUACAUUAGACUUUCAUAUAUAUUUCAUAUUCUAUUCUACUAAGGAUACACACACAUAAAGCUAGAUGUUCAGUUUUUGUAAUUCACUUUAGGAGUUUCAAGGAAUAAUGCGUCUCCAAAUUACAGACUGUAAACCGUGUCUCGUACUUCGGUAUCGAGGUAUUUUCACUAUAACUCCAAGACGAUUUAGGUCAUAUGGAUGUUUAAUUGCUGUGAUUCUCUUUGUUAAUAUAAUUCUUUUAACCAUUGUUAUUGAGCGUAAAUACUUCUCUGCUGUGGAGGAAAUACGAACAGGAAAGAGAAAUUUAAAAACAAAUGAACACGUUGAAACUCAAGACAUCCUUGACAAAGACAAAAGGUCAAACAAAGACGUUUUCACUCAGCACGAAAGUUGGCAAACAGCGUGUAGCUACAGAACUACUUCCUACUUCAACGACAAAGUGAUUGUCUUAGAUCAAGCUCCAUUUGUUGAUUAUACUAAACAAAUGGUAUGUCUUGAAAAUGGCAAUAUAGCAUCAUUUGCUGAUCGCUUUGUCCUCUUUAAAAAUGCUCUGUUACAUCCUACACAAUUAAGAAACUAUAGAAAGGGCGGCGAAAAAAUAGAAGAUGUUUGGGAUCAGAAGGAGCAAGACGAAUAUUUUGACCUACUCCCUGGUUAUUUUAGUGUACUUUGCACUAUGGCGCCUUCAUUCAAGUUUGAAUCUCCUGAUCAUCUUAUUUAUUGGCAAAAUGCACUAUCGUGCUAUACAUUCAAUAAAACAAAUGUGUAUAAAUUCCACCAAGUGUCUGGAUUAACUAUAGCAAUUCAAAGAUAUGAAUAUGUUAACCUCUAUCAUACUAUGACUGAUUUCUAUAAUGCGUUUGUUCUAAUGUUAAUUUUCGGACAAUCUUCAGCCAAAGUAAAUAUUUUGUUUGUAGAUGCCCAUCCUGUUGGAACAUUAGAUGAAGUCUGGUCGACAUUGUUUAGUAAAUACAUUCGAGCCGGCAGACUUACAAACACAACAUUUUUUUCCAGUUUAGUCUGGGGAAUGUUAGGUUACUUUAGUCCUUUAAAUAGUCACGAACUUCUCCAAGUACCAUAUCUAACAGAGUUUAGAGAGUUUGUUUUAAGUAAACAUUAUAUAUCAGCUUCUCACGUGAUCAACUGCCAGAACAUAAAUGUCGUUAUAAUCUGGCGCAGAGAUUAUGUAGCUCACCCACGGAACAAGCAAGGUCAAGUGGUCAGAAAAUUUGAUAAUGAGCAUGAAAUAGUCCAACAAGUAACAAAGUGGUUACCUUCAAAAAGUAAUGUUACAGGCAUACAGCUGGACUCCAUGCAUAUGAAAGAUCAACUUGAAAUCAUUGCUCAGUGCGACAUUUUAAUUGGUAUGCAUGGGGCAGGCUUAUCUCAUAUACUAUUUCUACCUUCUUCUAGUGGAGUUAUAGAAUUUAAGCCUAGUUACUCAAAUCCAUCUUUGCGUCAUUUUGAAGCUAUGGCCAGAUGGCGAAAAAUUCCCUAUUCUAUUUGGAUUAAUAAUGAUCCAUCCAAUGAGAGACAAUUUUAUAGGACUUAUAUACCUGCUGAUGUCAUAGAGAGUGAAGUAAAAUCAAUGUAUAGCAAAAUCUGUCAUCGGCGAAGUUUUUAACAAAAUGUUUGUUUUUAAUACAACGAUGAUUUUAAUACUUAUGUUGUUUCAAAUCUCGCUUCUCCUACGAAUGAAUGGGCUUUGAACUAAUUUUUAGAAUGAAGAAAAUGUAUUUUUAGAAAAGUCUCCUUCAUUCUCACUAUUAUUUUUUAAACUGUUGACAACUUACUAUGGCGAAAAUCCACAGAUACACAUUAUAUAUAUAUAUAUAUAUUACCUCCAACCCCUAUGUGUGGCCAGAUCGCGCGCUAACUGGAUGUUCAUUUCGCGAAAUGGUCGAAGCGUGUGGCCAAUACCCGAUGUACUCGAAAUUAAACGUGUUUAUUCUACUUUGGCCGAUCACCUCUCGAAAUGCAAGGCCAAUACCCAAUAUGUUGAUUUAAGACUGCCCGGUAAGCAGUGUAGCAGUAGAUUCCUUUGUAAUAUCGGUUGGCUUGGCUGUGACAAUAAUUUUCAGCUUGUCUGUUGCUUUUGUUUUCAGAAAAUGUUCUGCCUCUAUUCACCUCUGUGAUUUCUUGUUAUUACUUUGACAGCGGUUUCAUGGUAUUAUUCCUCGACUUGUGCAAAGCAGAAGGUUUUGUCACUUAAUGUUUGAGGCACGUUAUAUAUGUUCUUGAUUUAGUAUGGAUUUUAAAAAAAAUACAUAUCUAUGUUUUUUAUGUUUUUCCUUUUCUGUUGAAAUGAUUUUUGUGAAGAACAAUUACUGUUUUUUGUCCAUUAGAUUUGGAAUUAAAGUUGAUUUUGUGUAGUCAUUAACAUCAUAACGCUGUUUCAUAUUGUCCAAAACAAAACAACGAUGGACAAGGCACAAAGAAUGGUUGAUUUUAUUUAUGAUAUCGCCAACAAAAUAAAAUUGAAAUCUUAUCUUAACCCUG
Messenger RNA from Biomphalaria glabrata, 2628 nucleotides. RefSeq lists its product as uncharacterized. Bases 236 to 1753 code for a protein of 505 amino acids. NCBI's taxonomy places the organism in Eukaryota, Metazoa, Mollusca, Gastropoda, Planorbidae. Gene Ontology annotation, molecular function: glycosyltransferase activity. The transcript has 2 exons. The record is from RefSeq and is a predicted model, not a curated record.